AUGGCAUCCUGCAACCUCUCCUCAUGCAACCUUUCCUCUUCCGUUUCAAUUUCUUCAUUCCCCUCUAAUGCCGCCCGCAGAAGAGCUUCCAACACCGUCGCCCUCACCCGGAAGAACCGGAACCCUAAGGUCUCCGCCAUGGCCAAGGAAUUGCGUUUCAACAAAGAUGGCUCUGCUAUCAGAAAACUCCAGAAUGGUGUGAACAAGCUUGCGGAUUUGGUUGGUGUUACUCUUGGACCUAAAGGCAGGAAUGUUGUUCUUGAGAGCAAGUAUGGUUCGCCCAAAAUUGUUAACGAUGGUGUCAUUGUCGCUAAAGAGUUUGAAUUGGAGGAUCCGGUUGAGAAUAUUGGUGCUAAAUUGGUGAGACAGGCAGCUGCCAAGAGAAACGACUUGGCUGGUGAUGGAACUACUACUUCUUUUGUUUUGGCUCAGGGCCUUAUUGCAGAAGGCGUCAAGGUUGUUGCAGCUGGUGCAAACCCUGUGCUCAUCACACGUGGAAUUGAGAAGACAGCGAAAGCUCUUGUGGCUGAACUUAAACUGAUGUCAAAAGGAGGUUGA
Vicia faba (fava bean) is the source of this 558-nucleotide messenger RNA. Lineage: Eukaryota; Viridiplantae; Streptophyta; Magnoliopsida; Fabales; Fabaceae. The record is from the annotation of a GenBank genome assembly.